ACUUAAUUGAGUACCUCGGUUAAGCAUAUCUAGAACUCGCGAAGAAUUCCGCUCAUGUCGGAUGUUUGGCUGUUCGAUAACGGCGUCCUCCGGCGUCGGGUCGGGAGGCCCGGCGGUACAGGCGAUUCGGGGGACGGCCGUGGUAGUAGCAGCCACGGCGGAGGGGACGCAGCCGGCCGACGCAAGGUGCUAGUACAUGUGCCCACAGGCCAGAUCAUAACGUCGUACGAGAUGCUGGAACAGAGGCUGGCGGAGCUGGGGUGGGAGCGCUACCACUACCACCCCGAGCUGCUGCAGUUCCACCAGCGCUCCUCGGUGCACCUCAUCUCGCUGCCCAGGGAAUUCUCCCGGCUCAGGCUGGUUAACAUGUACGACAUCGUCGUAAAGACCAGAAACGUCUUCGAGGUGCGCGAUGCGUGAUUUCCGGCUGCCCAGCGAGCUCUCCUCCGUAGCUUCUCCUUUAAUUUCUUUGCGUGUGCAGGGUUACGUCGUCCUGGGCCCGCAGGACAAAUUAAGUAUUCGCUAGCUUCUGUACCUAUAUAUAUACGCACACACAUAUAGGUUUGCUAAUUAGUUGUCGUGGGUACGUGGUUUGUUUGUGCAACGCUUGCUUGCUAGCUUCUGUGUGUGCGUGUGUGUGUGUGUGCGUGUGUGUGUGUAGUGUUUUCCUUGUUUGUGCUGUUAUCGCUCAGCCCUGAGUGUUUGCAGUGCUUGGGUGUGCACGUAGAAGAGUGCUUGGUAGUUUGGGGAUAUAUUUGGUGCUGAACAAUUGAGUAUAUGAUCUCCUCGUUGUUUCGAAGUUGUUGAAAUAGGAAGACAAGGUUUGCUAAUUACUUGCAA
This is a messenger RNA of Ananas comosus (pineapple), 840 nucleotides long. RefSeq names its product flowering-promoting factor 1-like protein 3. The record is from RefSeq and is a predicted model, not a curated record. Gene Ontology annotation, biological process: regulation of flower development. Bases 55 to 420 code for a protein of 121 amino acids. Lineage: Eukaryota; Viridiplantae; Streptophyta; Magnoliopsida; Poales; Bromeliaceae. The transcript has a single exon.